This is a messenger RNA of Mytilus californianus (California mussel), 1784 nucleotides long. RefSeq names its product sphingosine-1-phosphate lyase-like. NCBI's taxonomy places the organism in Eukaryota, Metazoa, Mollusca, Bivalvia, Mytilida, Mytilidae. The record is from RefSeq and is a predicted model, not a curated record. Gene Ontology annotation, biological process: carboxylic acid metabolic process. The transcript is spliced from 12 exons. Bases 7 to 1638 code for a protein of 543 amino acids. Gene Ontology annotation, molecular function: carbon-carbon lyase activity; pyridoxal phosphate binding.
CUAAAAAUGGACAGUUUUUUCUCAUGGAUAAAUUUAACCGAACAUAUUGUUUUUACGUUAGUAAUUGUAAUUCUUAUAAACAUUUAUCUUAAGAAUGGCAAAGAGGAAUUUUUUCGUGUCCUUGUCGUAGGAUUGAAGGCUCUCCCUGGAGUAAAAUCAUUGAUUGGAAAGGUUCUGCAUAAUGAAGUGACAAGUUUUGUUAGUACAACUGCUUUAGCUAAGAAAAACGAAGGAAAAGAAUCUGUUCAGAGAGUGCAACUACCUAAAGAAGGAAUUUCUUCUGAAGAACUUCGAAAUGAAAUGAACAUAUUAAAGUCUGCUGAGGCUGAGUCAGCAAAAGAAGGGAAAAUAUUUGCAUACGUAUAUACCGUCAUAGAUCAACAUUGGAAAUUACAGUCAGAGGCAUUUGAUAAAUUUGAAGAAAAAAUCGGUCACUCUUUAGAACAUGACACCAUUGUAGCUGAAUUCCUUCAUGCGUUCCUACAUGAGAAUGCACUAAAUCCUAUGGUAUUUCCUAGUCUCAGAAAAAUGGAAACGGAAAUUGUAAGCAUGACAGCAGACAUGUUGAAUGGAGAUCAGGAUGUUGUUGGAUUUGUUACUUCCGGUGGAACAGAAAGCAACUUAAUGGCUGUUAAAACUUACCGCGAUAUGGCACGAAAAAGUAGACCUAAUAUUAGAGUACCAGAAAUAAUAGCACCAAUUACCGUCCAUCCAACGAUUGAUAAAGCAGCCCAUUAUUUUGGUUUGAAAGUGAUCCAUACACCAGUCGGAGAUGAUUUCCGUGCUGAUGUACAAGCCAUGAAAGAGGCUAUAAACGAGAACACUGUGAUGUUAGUCGCCUCUGCACCUCAGUUCUGUCACGGUAUUAUUGACCCAAUCAAAGAGUUAUCGGACUUAGCUGUAGCCAAGGGUUUGCCAUUACAUGUGGAUGGCUGUUUUGGUGGAUUCAUGCUUCCAUGGGUAGAAAAACUUGGAUACCAUAUACCACCAUUUGACUUCCGGUUACCCGGAGUAACUUCAAUAUCAGCUGAUGUUCAUAAAUACGGUUAUUCAGUAAAGGGAUCGAGUGUUAUAGUUUACCGAAAUGCUGAGAUCAGAAAACAUCAAAUUUAUACGUAUCCUGAAUGGCCAGGCGGAUUGUACGGUUCUCCAUCGAUGGCGGGAACACGAGGAGGAGGUACUAUAGCAUCAGCCUGGGUAUCCCUGAAAGCUUUGGGUGUGGAUGGAUUUAUGGAUAAAGCUAAGGAGCUGAUGGAUACAACAGAAAAAAUGAUGAAAGGCGUGAAGGAAAUCGAGGGUUUAAAGAUAAUGGGCGAACCGCAUAUGACCUCUUUUGCUAUAGGACCACGUGAUAAAGAAUUGGAUAUAUAUGCAGUCGCUGAUGCGAUGGAAACGAAAGGAUGGACAAUAGAAAGGAACCAGAAACCCAGUUGUAUUCAUUGUUCUAUAUUACCACGCCAUACUGCUAUAGCAGAUGAUUUCAUCCGGGAUCUAAAAGACAGCACUGCUGAAGUCAAGGAGAACAAGACUCUUGCUAAGAAGGGUACUGCGGCAAUGUAUGGAAUGAUUGGGACGAUCCCUGACAAAACCAUUGUUUCGGAUUUCCUUGUAGAGUUCUUUAGUGAAGUUUAUAAAUGAUAUAUUUGUGAGAUCAAACUAGUAUAUCAGAACAAGUGUUUUGUGGAACUGACGGAAAGUACUGAGACGAAGAUGCAGAUUAGAUUGAAGUUUCAUUCUGUCGUCUGUUUUAUAUGAAAGAACUACUUAAUAAAUUUGUAAAAAUG